AUGCAAAUAUGUUCUUUGGAGAGACAAAUCUUUGAUUUCCUUGGCUACCAAUGGGCGCCUAUCCUGGCCAAUUUUUUGCACAUUGUCACAGUGAUUUUUGGCCUUUUUGGGACUAUUCAGUUCAGACAACGGUACAUCAUCAGGUAUGCCGUCUGGAUGGUCCUCUGGGUCACGUGGAAUGUGUUUGUUAUCUGCUUCUACUUGGAGGUUGGAGGCCUUGCAAAGGAUACUGACCUGAUUAUGACCUUUAACAUUUCUAUGCAUCGCUCUUGGUGGAUGGAGAAUGGACCAGGAUGUGCGGUGGCAACUAUAACUGAUACUCCAGAAUGGGUACCAAAGGAUCACCGCUACAUUUAUAUUGGAGGGUGCCUGCUAGAAUAUCAGUAUAUAGAAGUGGCACAUAGUUCACUACAAGUAAUCCUUGCACUUCUUGGGCUUGUCUAUGCCUGUUACGUUAUCAAAGUUGUUGCUGAAGAAGAAGACAGCUUUGAUUUCAUAGGAGGAUUUGACUCAUACGGCUACCAGGGCCCACAGAAAACAUCUCAUUUACAGUUGCAGCCCAUGUACAUGUAA
This is a messenger RNA of Carcharodon carcharias (great white shark), 573 nucleotides long. It is a transcript of the gene nkain2, whose product is annotated as sodium/potassium transporting ATPase interacting 2. Gene Ontology annotation, biological process: regulation of sodium ion transport. The transcript is spliced from 6 exons. The record is from RefSeq and is a predicted model, not a curated record. Bases 1 to 573 code for a protein of 190 amino acids. NCBI's taxonomy places the organism in Eukaryota, Metazoa, Chordata, Chondrichthyes, Lamniformes, Lamnidae.